AAAACAGAGCUUUCCAGUUUCCUCAGCUUUAGAUGCCAACAAGAUGGAAAGUGCUUCUUCAGGUAUGAGAGGGAAAGAGAUCAAGUCCCCUGAGGUGGCUUGGGGCACCCCUACCCCCACCCGCACCCCUACAGUCAGAAAGAAGCUGGGGACCCACUUCAUCGAAUCAGACGACCGGAGAAGAGCCCUCGGCGGCGGCUACACGGGCGGAGCUACGCCGGUGAACAUCCACGGAAAACCCAUUUCCGAUUUGUCCAAGACCGGCGGCUGGAUGGCGGCGUUCUUCAUUUUCGGAAAUGAGAUGGCGGAGAGGAUGGCGUACUUCGGGCUGUCGGUGAACAUGGUGGCAUUCAUGUUCUACGUGAUGCACAGACCAUUUACCAGCUCGGCGAACGCAGUAAAUAAUUUCUUGGGCAUAUCGCAGGCUUCCUCUGUUCUUGGUGGCUUCUUAGCUGAUGCUUACCUCGGCAGAUAUUGGACUAUAGCUAUUUUCACUACCAUCUAUCUUGGGGGUCUAAUAGGAAUAACCCUAUCUGCAACAUUGAAAAGCUUCAUCCCAAACCAAAACCAGUGUGAUCAGCUAGCAAUACUGUUAGGCAGUUGUGAAGCAGCAAAGCCAUGGCAGAUGACAUACCUCUACACAGUCCUUUACAUAACAGGCUUCGGAGCAGCAGGUAUACGGCCAUGUGUUUCCUCCUUUGGGGCAGACCAGUUCGAUGAAAGAAGCAGAGACUAUAAAGCGCACCUCGACAGAUUCUUCAAUUUCUUCUAUCUUUCUGUCACCCUCGGCGCCAUCGUUGCCUUCACCGCUAUAGUGUAUAUCCAAAUCAAGCACGGGUGGGGGUACGCUUUCGCGGCAUUGGCUAUCGCCAUGGGUCUAUCGAACGUUGUUUUCUUGGCAGGCACGCCUUUGUAUCGGCAUAGGUUGCCCGGUGGAAGCCCUCUCACCCGAGUUGCUCAAGUCCUAGUUGCUGCCUUUCGCAAGAGAAAUGUUGCUUGGGAGGAGAGUGAGUUUGUGGGGCUGUAUGAGCUUCAAGGUAAACGAUCUGCUAUCCAGGGCAGCAGCAAGAUUCCUCACACCCAUGAUUUCAGAUGGCUGGACAAAGCCGCUUUGCAGUUGAAGGAAGACGGAAUCAGCCCAAGUCCAUGGAGGCUGUGCACAGUUACUCAAGUGGAAGAAGUCAAAAUCCUAAUAAAACUUCUCCCCAUCCCAACCUCCACCAUAAUGCUGAACCUAAUCCUAACUGAGUUCUUGACUCUAUCAGUCCAGCAAGCCUACACUCUCAACACCCACAUGGGUCGUCUCAAACUCCCAAUCACCUGCAUGCCUGUCUUCCCAGGCCUCAGCAUAUUCCUCCUCCUCUCUCUUUACUACUCUGUCUUCGUCCCGCUAUCCCGACGCAUCACUGGUCACCCUCAUGGCGCUUCCCAACUCCAGAGGGUCGGUAUCGGGCUAGCUGUCUCGAUAAUCUCUGUUGCAUGGGCAGGGGUGUUCGAAAGGUACCGGAGAAGUUACGCUAUAAAAAAUGGGUACGAGGGUAGUUUCUUGACUGCCAUGCCGAACCUGAGUGCCUACUGGCUGCUCAUUCAAUACUGCCUCAUAGGCAUCGCGGAGGCCUUCUGCAUUGUGGGGUUGCUUGAGUUUCUAUACGAGGAAGCGCCCGAUGCCAUGCGAAGCAUUGGGUCAGCUUAUGCGGCCGUGGCAGGAGGGUUAGGAUGUUUCGGGGCAACAAUCAUGAACAGCAUUGUGAAAGCAUUAACGGGUGGGAAGGAAGACGAUGGCGGGCUGGCACUGCAUUCGUGGCUGUCACAGAACAUAAACACAGGACGGUUCGACUACUUUUACUGGCUUUUGACCGUGAUGAGUGUGAUCAACUUCUGCGCGUUUUUGUAUGCAGCGAGUAGGUAUGAGUACAGGGUGAAGCUGGUGAGUGGUGAUGAGGUCAGGCUGCAACCGGUUAAAAGUGAUCUGCCAACCGUAGGGGAGUGAUUUGAUGAAGUAUACUAGCUAGCUGUAUACUUCCUGUUAAUUAAUAUAAUUAGCUGUUUUGAGGAAUUCUUUUCUGCUUGUUUGCCUAUAGCAUUAUACGAGUAUUAUAUUACUUUGAUCUUUCCCUCAAUUGGUAUACCAGUGUAUUGUGGAUUUCACACAGAAAGGGUAUUCAUUUGUUGCUCUUCAUUUCAU
Cuscuta epithymum is the source of this 2185-nucleotide messenger RNA. NCBI's taxonomy places the organism in Eukaryota, Viridiplantae, Streptophyta, Magnoliopsida, Solanales, Convolvulaceae. The record is from the annotation of a GenBank genome assembly.